This is a messenger RNA of Aspergillus japonicus CBS 114.51, 2820 nucleotides long. RefSeq lists its product as uncharacterized. Gene Ontology annotation, cellular component: mitochondrial membrane. Gene Ontology annotation, biological process: cardiolipin acyl-chain remodeling; inner mitochondrial membrane organization. Lineage: Eukaryota; Fungi; Ascomycota; Eurotiomycetes; Eurotiales; Aspergillaceae. Bases 1 to 2820 code for a protein of 939 amino acids. The transcript has 3 exons. Gene Ontology annotation, molecular function: 1-acylglycerophosphocholine O-acyltransferase activity. The record is from RefSeq and is a predicted model, not a curated record.
AUGGAUGACCCGAUUAUGUGGGGGUUUCUUCCGAUGCGGUACUGGCUGACCCUUUCCUCGUCGAAUAAACGCUGGGGAUUUGGAAGCCACGAUAUCUGCUACCAGACCAGACCCCUGGCGCUGUUUUUUACAAUGGGCCAGGUCCUUCCCACCCACCGACUCGCCCAUUCGCCACACGGUGGUCUGGCACAACCCGUUGUCACCCAGGCGAUCCGAUUGCUGUCGAAAGGCCCAUUCGCCGCCGACCCCCAUCUCGCCCGCCCCGAGCGGCAAUCGUGGAGCUUGCAGAAUGUCUGCGUCGACCCCUUCUCGGAUCUCCCGAUGGCGUUCACGACCGACGGUCACGAUUCCCACCUGUCCCCGUCCUCCUUCGCCUGCAACUCCUAUUCCUGGUUCCACAUCUUCCCCGAGGGCAUGAUCCACCAGGCGCCGAACAAGACAAUGCGAUAUUUCAAGUGGGGGGUCGCCCGGCUCAUCCUCGAGGCCAGUGAAUGUCCCGAUGUUGUGCCCAUCUGGCUGGAGGGUCUCGACCAGGUCAUGCACGAGAGCCGCGAGUUCCCGCGCUUCCUGCCUCGGGUCGGCAAGGAGGUCAGCAUCACGUUCGGAAAGAAGGUCGAUACAGAAGCCGUCUUCGGCGAAUCGCGGAGGAAGUGGCAGCAGAUCAGGGCCAAGGCGGAGCGCACAUCGCCCGACGCCCGCGACCUCCCGCUCGGAGUGCUGAAUGACGAGCUCCUGUACGGGCCGGAGGCGGUCGAGCUGCGCAAGGAGGUGACCAUGAAGGUUCGGAACCUGGUUCUCGAGGUGCGGCGGUCUCGAGGCCACUCGGAUGAAGACCCCAAGGCGGGUCUCGCGGAAACGUGGAUUCGAGAAGGUCCCAGUCGGGAGGGGAAGAAGUUGGAUGAGUCUUGGAAGUUCAAGAAGAAUGCCUAUGCGAAGCCAGCGAGUACAGCCCAUCACACACUGGCCUCCGGCGGUUCCCGCACCAAAGACCAUGAUCGCCUCCGCCCCUCGUCCACCUCCGAGCAACAGCAACAGCAACAACAACAAUCACAGCCCUCCGUGAACGAGCUGAUCGACCACCUCCGCCGCACCCAAGUCACACGAACCCCCGACCAAAGACCCGAAAACUCCUAUCAGUUCGUGGUCCCCCGCUCGGUCCACCCGUCGCUGCGCAAUCUCCUCGAGCUCCCCGAGACCCCGCCCCCGCGCCCGCGGCCAGGCUCGCGCCGCCACGCCGUCGUCGGCGCACGACGGGGCACGCGACGAACCGCCGCCGGACCCCCCGCCCCUCAGAGCUGGCUCGUGGGGAACUACGGCCGCGAGGAAGAGAAUCAGAAAGUGGACGACGAUGGCGCCGCGACGGAGACCCGCACCAUCUACCGACUGGAGGGGCGCCUGCCCGGGACGACGUUCCCCGCCCGAGGGAGCCUGCAGCAUACUGUGCUGAAGUCCAUGGCGCUCUACUGGGCGUGGCAUCUCGAGUACGACGGGCCGUUUCUCGCGGACCUGCCGAAUCAUGUCAAGGUCCGACUGCUCAGUUAUCUCGGUGUGUACACCCGGGACUAUCAGAUCCCGCCGGGGUUGGGGCUGCGGCCGUUGUUCCCUCGCGCUCAGCAUCAGCAGCAGCAGCAGCAGCAGCAGUUGGAUGAUGACUUCGCGGCCGCCCAUGCGCACAGCAGUGAGGCAGGCGCAGCGCACGAGAACGACGACGAAAUCACCCGCCUCGAUCUCAGCAGCGCCCUAGGCCGCUGGCUCACGCUCAAGCAAAUCUCCAGCGAACUGCUCCUCACGACCAAGCAAUCCACUCAAGCCAUCCAACCUACCCCCAACGAGCCAGCCUCCGCCUCCACCGUCCCAUCCUCCUGGGAAGACGAAUCCGACGACCACCAACUCCCACCCCCACCCCCACAACCCCAACCCAGUCCAUCCACACCCCUACCAACAACCCUGCUGCGCACCCCGCGCUUCACCAACCUCCGGUACCUCUCCCUAGCCCACCCGACCCCGGCCUCCGCGAACUGGAACCACCUGAUCCCGCUCCUCGCGCGUCUCACGCGCAUCACCCACCUCUCGCUGGCCCACUGGCCCCUCCCGACCGCCACUCCGCACGCCCGCACCGCCACCGUCCGCCACCCGGCCCACCGCGCCCUCACCUUCGCCUACGGCGGCACGGACGCCUACGCCGCCGCCGAGAACAACUGGGCCGAGGUCGCGGGCCUCCUGCGCCGGCUGUCGCGCGCCACCUACUGCCUGAAGUGGCUGGAUCUCGAGGGCUGCGGGGACUGGAUCUCCGCCUUGAACUGGGUCGGCCACGGCCCCGACGGCGAGGUGUAUCCCUCCGGUCCCGAGUGGAAUGGCUCCUGGCGCGACGUCGAGUUCGUCCGGUUGGGGGCCGGGUGGGUCCCUUCGCUGGAGGGGGGUGAUGAUCCUGCUACUGGCCAGCAGCAGCAGCAGCAGCGCCAGCUAGAUGGUGAAGGCGGCAGACCUGGUACCCUAGGGCAAGGUGGAGGUGGGGAGAGGAGAACCCUGGCUGCGUCGAUGCAUGCCCCCCCACCUCCUCCUUCGCUGGAUGCUGACGGCGGCGAUGGCGAUGGUCUUCCCUGGGACGUCGAGGAGGAGAGGAUCAAGUACCGGCGCUUGAAGGCGGUGCAGCGGUACCGCCAGAUCGUCACGACGGCGAAGGAGGUGCAGAGGAACGUGCAGCGGGUCCGGAAGGAGGGCAAGGGGAAGUGGGUGACCUUCUCGUUUGGGUUGGAGGGGUUGGAGGACGAUGCGUUGAAGAGGUUGCUUGGGCCCCGGUGGUUGGAUCUGCUGCCUUGA